Messenger RNA from Sycon ciliatum, 4482 nucleotides. Its product is annotated as signal-induced proliferation-associated 1-like protein 3. NCBI's taxonomy places the organism in Eukaryota, Metazoa, Porifera, Calcarea, Leucosolenida, Sycettidae. The coding region runs from base 538 to 3699 and encodes 1053 amino acids. The transcript has a single exon. Gene Ontology annotation, biological process: regulation of small GTPase mediated signal transduction; activation of GTPase activity. Gene Ontology annotation, cellular component: cytoplasm. The record is from RefSeq and is a predicted model, not a curated record. Gene Ontology annotation, molecular function: GTPase activator activity; protein binding.
CAGCAGCUUAGUUAGUUCUAGGUUCCGGGAGACUGGAGACCGCUCGCGUCCGCACAAAAUUUUACUUCUGACAAAACACGGACGACAGCAUGGCACAACGCACAACGCACACUGGCAGCAGACGCCUUAUUACUGCAGCAGCGUGAUGUUGGUUGUCUGUCUAGCACCCCGCUCUCGUACAGCUCGAAGACAUGCGGCUGCAAACGGUCUGUCCGCCGUGUUUACAUCGCCUUGCUCAAAUUCAGCAGGGCCAGGGAGCACCUGAAGUCCUUGCGACUCUGCGGGAAAGAAGUCGAUCAGAGGGUUCGAUCUGUGACUGAGGCAUUCUGCAUCGAUGAGUACUGCCUACUGGAGCUAAGUGAGCCUUCGAGUGCAGUGGGUAAGAGAGGAUCAGCUCAAGAAACGCACUACUGCUCCGUCUUCACUUGCACCGGCGCUUUGUAUGCGCAUGUAGAGAGCGCGUGCUGUGAGGUGCUGUGAGCUGGCACCAACAGUGGCAGUAGAUCCAGCGCAAGUGGUGGUGAGGGGUGUCGCAGCAUGGACUGUAGAUCUACACCUCUAAAUGGCAAUGUUGAAGAGGCCGAGAACGACAGCGAGCUUAUGGGCAUAGAUGUUGAGAUAAGCGGAGGCUCAAACCAGGGAUCGGACGCGGAGGACGGCCUCCCCGACAGUCCGUCAGAUUCAACUGGCGGCCGAUCUGAGGCAGAAAAAAAAGGUUGCCAACUGGACGACGUGUUUUCAGGUGCGUUGUCGAGCAGUCCUACGAAGCCGAACGCUGCUUGUACACCUCUGAUUACGUUGAGUUGUGAUUCGGUGGAAAUAACUAGCGCCAACAACCCAUGCCCGUCGACAAGUGGUAGCACAAGCGACGACAAUGGAACGGCAGCUGCAGAACGCGAGGAGGAAUCGGACAAUUUCUACUCCAAUCCUGAUCAUGUGUGGCAGAGUAUCCGUCGCAAGGCAGCGGGUGGUAUGUCGUCCCAAAACUCAUCCUCGUCAUUCACUGGUGACGAGGCUUCACGGAGAACCGAAGAAGAGGCCGUGGUCAUCAAGCGUUUAUCCGUACUGGCUGUCAAAUCAGCUGCUAGGCAUUGUCGACGAUCGUUCGCCCAUUACGACGGAGCAAGCGCACUGACAAAUUUGGCCGACUCCUAUGGCAUCAGUGAGCGCUCGUUCAACGUCAAUGUACCGUGCGGUGCAUCAGCCAUUGGUCAUUCAGUCGCGGAGGAAGCUGGUGACAUGCGCGGAAAUGAAUUAGUCCUUGCUGCACCGCAGUUUUGGAAUGAGCUGGGUGGUGAUGCAUUCAAGCGUUGUGCUCUGAAGAGAUCCGGCAAGGUUCCAUUGGAGUUCUCACCCAAGUCAUGCUGUGGCGUAGUUCUUGAAGUCUCCCUCGUACACCUGAACAGCAGUGAUGUGGAGCGCAAGCGACGGCGAUUCUGCCAGCUGCCUCUGUGGCGGCCCUCUGGUGGACACCAAGCGGAGGGCACAACAUUGCUGCACUUUGACAACUUCGACAUGGGUGCCCUGUACUACCGGCACUUCUUUGCGGACAACGAGCACAUCAACCUGUUCUCCAUCGACGAUGGCCUGGGUCCAGUGGCCAUCUCAUUACGGCGAGAGACAGUGGAGAUAACAAGCACGUCUUGCUACAAUGCCAGUGACAUGGCUAGCAGGCGAGAUGGCCUGACUACGCAGACUGCAGCAGCAGUGCAGCACUCGCCCGGUGGUAUACGGCACCAGUACCGAGUGAUUGUUCGCACGGCCAGGCCCGCCGUGCUACGCGGCACCGUCUCGGAGGACAGCAUUGUGGCGGCCGGUGCUCAGUUGCGUCCCACUCCGCACAAUCCCGGCAUCAGUGUGCGCGACAUUGUGGCGUUUGUUGCGCCAGAAGUGCAGCUUUCGUCUCUUCGUUUCGGGCAGGCCGACGAGAAGGUGGUUGAUACGUUGCUUAAGUUGGACGAGCAGGGACUCAGCGCACAGUACAAGUUUGGAGUAGUUUACUGCAAGGCCAAUCAGAGCACUGAAGAAGACAUGUACAACAAUGAAGAAGGCUCAAGUCGUUUUUAUGAGUUCAUGGAUUGCUUGGCGGAGAAAGUGGAGUUGCGUGGCUUCAGCCAGUAUCGUGGGCAACUUGAUAACAAGAACGACUCAACCGGUGAGCAUUCCUACUUCACCACAUCCGAAGGGAUGGAGAUCAUGUUCCAUGUCUCUACACUCUUGCCCUACACACCCAACAACAGGCAGCAAUUGCUACGCAAGAGGCACAUUGGCAAUGACAUUGUCACCAUCAUCUUCCAGGAAGAGGAUGCGUUGCCGUUCACGCCAGCCGUUAUGCGCUCACAGUUCCAGCAUGUCUUCCUUGUCGUGCGCUGCAUGUCCUCCUGCCCUGAGACUGGCAAGCCACGCUACCAAGUCGCCGUGUCCCAGGCUAAAGACAUGCCACCGUUCAGUCCAGCGUUGCCAGCGACACCGAUCUUCACACUCGGCAAGGACUUCCGCUCGCUUAUGCUCACCAAGUUGAUCAACGCAGAGAGCGCCGCACACAAUUGUCAGAAGUUCUUCAACAUGUCUAUGCGCACACGUUUCGAGUAUCUGUCCAAUCUGGCCAAGGACCGCUCCACCAGCCAGGGCCUGGAAGGGAGUGGCGGCGGCAGCCUUCUGUCACGCUUGCGCAAGCAGCUCUCAGCGGACAAGUCCAAGCAAGCCAACUUGCCAAUGGCUACCACCGUCGAUCUUCUCCAUUUACCUGGUGCAAUGGUGUGGCCUGUUGUGGUGCUUGACUGGGGUGUAGGAGUGGAGCAGCAUCAAGUCGAAUGUCUGCUCAGCAUCUCCCACUCUGGCGCCACUUUCCUCGACCCCGAGCUGCACAUGGUACGAUGCAACAUUCCACCCGACAACAUUGCAGGCUGGAUCUCGGACGGCAAGGCAAUGCGGCUCUUCUAUCGAGGUAAUGGCUACGUGUCAUUUGUUGCUAACUGUGGCCCUGUCCUGUCUGAUGAAGCCGUGGCAGAAAUUGUUGUUCGACUGAAUGCGUGCAGCAAGGGCAGCUCUGCUAUUGAGCUCCUACUGCGCAAGGAAGACAACACCGACUAUGGCUUCAUCGUGCACAGUGAUGGUGUUGUGAGUGAGGUGAUCGAGGGACUCGCCGGGUAUGCUGCUGGCAUUCGCCAAGGCUCACGUAUCAUCUCCAUGGAUGGCAUUCCCGUGUACGGUCAGCCAAUGGAGGAGGUCGUCACUCACCUGCGAGAAGCAAAGGCUAUCAAAGCCAUGGUUAUCCCACCAACUAUGGAUAACAUCCCGCGAGGCGGUCGUCACCCAUCAAGUGGCCUGCCAGCUGGUGAGGAUAGCGCUAGCAGCAACACAACAAACAGCUUCCUGGCACCGCCAAGGUCUGGCAGUGGCUACAAUGGCCGGGCCUCGCCAGAGUUUCACGGUGGUGGAAUGGGUCGACGCCAGUCACUCAAGCGCAAGAUACCUGUUGGCGAGAAGUGGAUGCAGGAAGUGUGCAGUUCAGCGGCCACGCAGCGCCAGCCGAGGGCACGAGCGGCAUCGAUUGACAGCCCUUCGCUGCGCGGUGUGGUGCGCAAGGCGAAGGAUAAGCUGGCCGCCAAGAGCUCCGUGCAGCCAGCCCCGUCUCCAAUGGCCACGCAUCGACGGACGCCGUCUACCACUAUGGUUCCGGGUAUGAACUCAGAUUAGCAGAUCACUGUGGCCCGCUCAUUGUGCAUUGGCUGCAUACAUUUAUCCAAUCGGUAUCAUAGCGGCGGCGGCAUUGCUAAUCUGCCAUGCUCUUACUCUAGUGGAUAGGGUUGUGCGUCGCCGCGCUCGGCCACACUGCUAUGUGGCUUUGCUUCAGGACCGAAACACUUUACACCGUCUUUUGGUGGCUGGCGUCUUGGUAUGUUAUUUGCCAGAAUGACUAGCACGGCACGGUGCAUCUGCUGAAUUCACCACCGCUUGCUUGUUGAAUUGAGCGCAACUUGAGCGCAUUCUGAUAUAGCCGAAAUCGCCAUGAGCACUGCAUACUUCAGUCUUGCUUCCUGGGUGUUUGCGUUGUGUUUUGGAGUGCUUGCCCGGCUUCCUGCCCGCUGUACGAGUGCUACCAUUAGGCUCGAUGUCAACGAUAGAAUUAUGCCAUCAGGAGUCGUUGCCGCCGCCGUCGGUAUCGUUCACACUUCUGCAAUGUUGCUUUAAGAGUGAAUGCCUGCAGUCACUCCUGGUAACGCGAUCUGCCCACGCCCGCUGCCGGGCUCGUGCCUGUGCUUCUUUUCCGUGCCUUUCAUUAUUGGCUCAAGUUCCUGUUUUCGCUCAGGCGUUUUAUUGCACUGAACGCCUUGCUCACAGACCAAGCCUAUCUCGGUGCCUUUAUUCAUUGUAUUUAUUUCCGAAAGCAGUUUUUCUAUCAAUUUCUCCACCAAGCAAUGCUAUUAUAUCUACUGACAAUGGCUGCCACGUCAGGAAUAAGAAUGGUUCCAAAACUCA